Molecule: messenger RNA, 3919 nt
Organism: Pipistrellus kuhlii (Kuhl's pipistrelle)
Lineage: Eukaryota; Metazoa; Chordata; Mammalia; Chiroptera; Vespertilionidae
Gene: PRRG1
Product: proline rich and Gla domain 1
Exons: 4
Coding region: 112-768 (218 amino acids)
Cellular component (GO): extracellular region
Molecular function (GO): calcium ion binding
Source: RefSeq, a predicted model, not a curated record
CUGGGUUGGGAGGCGUUGGGAGCACGCAGGCGCAGCUGGUGAUUCGCAGAGCUGGGAGUAGCGGCCCCUGGGAGUCAUCAUCCAGGGACCUCCCAGAGACCACAAGAAAACAUGGGGAGGAUUUUCCUCACAGGAGGAAAAGCAAAUUCGGUUCUAAAACGCUACCCAAGAGCUAAUGGACUUUUUGAAGAAAUAAGACAGGGAAAUAUUGAGCGUGAAUGCAAAGAAGAAUUCUGCACAUUUGAAGAAGCAAGAGAAGCGUUUGAAAAUAAUGAAAAAACUAAAGAGUUUUGGAACACCUAUACAAAAGCGCAACAAGGUGAAAGUAGCAGAGGAAGUGACUGGUUUCAAUUUUACCUCACCUUUCCAUUAAUCUUUGGCCUUUUUAUUAUCCUCCUUGUCAUUUUCCUAAUCUGGAGAUGCUUCCUAAAAAACAAAACUCGCAGACAGACAGUGACUGAAGAUCACAUCCCUUUCCCUCAGCACCUUAAUAUUAUCACUCCACCUCCCCCACCAGAUGAAGUGUUUGAUAGCAGUGGAAUUUCACCAGGCUUUCUGGAAUAUGUAGUUGGGCGCUCAGAUUCUGUCUCCACUCACCUGUCCAACUGCGAUCCUCCACCAACCUAUGAGGAAGCCACGGGACAGAUGAACCUUCAGAGGGUUGAAACAGAAGCUCAUUUAGGACCCCCCCCGGAGUAUGAGGACAUCAUCAAUUCCAACUCAUCCUGUGCCAUUGCUAUGGUGCCUGUGGUCACCACCAUCAAAUGAAACAGCAAACUUAUUUUUACUAUAAUCAUUUUUAGAAUACUAAUAAAACAACUGUCUACCACUUUACCACUACAUAAGUAUGCAUUGACUUAUUUUAUUGGACUCUGACAGUAUAUCACUUCACAUUUUCUGAUUUGAUUUUAAUUAGUUUUGGUUCCUACUAUAAAAUCAUUAUACAUGCUCAUUUUAGGUAAUAGGAAUAUAUGAAGAGGGGAAAACAGUGGUCUUUAUGUGAUAUGAUGAGUUAUACAUAUGUGUGUAUGUGUAUUCAUGCAUAUAUACAUAUAUGCAUAUAUACCAGUGUGUACAUCAGCCCAACAUAUGUGCAAUGUGUUAAAUAGCCAUUAACUUCUGUCUAAAUCACCUGUAAAUUACUCACUAAAAAUGGGGGAGGGGGGAGACUGUCAAGUUGUGAAAUAGAUAGUGAAAUGCAGUUCAAUUUUGAAAAUAAGAUGAACUUAGUAUGUUCUCUGUUUCUUACUGGCUUUUGUUAAACUUUUUCUUCAACUACCUUAGUAGAAGAAAAUGCAUGUAGUCCAUCUUGAUUUUCAGAACAUCCCAGGAAGAUAAAUGGAAGGGACAGUAAAUAAUAACUUGCUUAUAGUGUAUAGCAAGAAAAUUAUUGGUAAAUAGUAGAAUUUGGCUAAUUUUAUAGGAGGGAAUUUUGUUGUUGUUGACUGUCCCACCUCCCAAUUAAACAGUGUUUGCUUACUAGUUUUGAAUGUCUCAUGCUAUUUGUAUUAACAUCUUGGUAGAGGGGAUUUCCUGCAAACAGAAUAAUUUCUAAAGUACAAAUAUGUAUUAAUGACAGUGAAUAAAGAUUUCUCCAUUGCUCUUUGGUGACAACAAUUAUUUUCUUCUCACUGUUUCAUUGCUUUUUACUCUACUUUCUACUCUUCCUACCACCAUAGAAUCAUCAAGUACCUAAGAAUUUAGUUAAAAUAAAAUUCUUAAAAUUAUUUUCUUAAUGCUUUUUUAUAAACUGAAGUCUCUGUGUCAAGAUGAUUGAAGCAAUUUCCCAUUAAAUUGAGAAUUGUAAUUUUUAUAUUGUUCUCUAGUUGGUGGAGGAAUAUUGCAAAGUCAGUUGUGCCAGAUGCACAAUAAAUCUAGUUAUAAUAGCUUAACAAAGAUCUUGUUCUUGUUAUUUCAUUUUGGGUUUUUUUCAUCAGUUUUUUUUUUUUACUUCAUGAUUUUUACUUUUCCUUUGGAUCCGAGUGAACAGCUAUGAAUGAACUGCCAAUAUAAACUAGCUCAGAAAGAAAAGUACUACAGUGUUUUUUAUACAAAGUUCCAUAAUUUAUGUCACUAGUGGGAAAUUCAUUUUAUUAGUCAGAAAGAUGUCUCUGCCACUCCCAGGCUUCCUUGGUCGUGGGUAAAAUAGUGGAUGAAGCAAUGGAAUGCAGGUUUAGUAAGUAUCAUACACUGCUGCCUCCAUCUCCAUCCCCACUGACCCCUCCCUCAAUCUUGCCCUGAAACCAAAGGAAGAGGAAAUGCUUAGGAGAAUCCUGAACCAGGAGUCAGAUGACAUGAAUUGUAAUCCCUCUCUGUAAUAUACUUGCCAUGGUACCUCAGGAAAGUCCCAUAUCUGGCCCUCAAAUUCCUUAACUCUGAAAUGGCAGUAAAAUCAUUUGCCCUGUCCUCCAGUUACAUUAAAGGACCUAAUGAUAUGGUGUGUAUGAAAGCAAUUUGUAAGAUAUGAAGAGGUCAUAGCAUUGUUAUUAUUGUCCUUAAGAGAGAAUUUUCUCCCCAUCCCCCUAAAAUUUUUCUGAGUUUUUACAUAAUGAGAAAUAAAAUAUUAUAGGCUGCCCCAUAAAUGGAUGACAUGUUCCUGACCUGAGCGUGAAGGCUAUUAGUUAAACUGUCAUUCUCUGGUCUAUAUCAAGGCUGUGCCAACUUAAAGAGACAGCCAGUUUAACACAAACAGGAUUAAGCAAAUGUUAGAAAGAGAAAUAGAACAAGUGUGCUUAGUUAAUAGGUUUUGUAACUUUCAUGGGCUAAAAAUGAAUAAAUCUUCUCCCUGGUCUCAGCAGAAAUGACAAUACUGUUUUGAAUUUAGCCAUGGUGAUCUUUGGCUUCUAGUUAAAGCUUAAAGUUGAAGUGUUUAAUACUGUGACUUGUGUGUGUAUUUUGGUUUAUUCUACAAUGAAAAUUAAGGCUCCUUUUGUAUAGAUUUUUAUGUCAUUAAUAUCAGACCUUAGAUUAAACAGCAGUUUUCAAAAGUGCAGCCCAUGAGUUCUGGGGUGUCCUUGAGACCCUUUUAGGGAAUAAGUGAGAUCAAAACUAUUAUAAUAUUACAAAGCUAUUAUUUAUCUUUUUAUUCUAACCCUCAAAAUAGUUAAAAUAUAAAACAAUGCCAUCUUCCCUCAGAUCUUAUUUCUAUUUUAGAAAAUAUGGCUAUUUUAUUUAAAACGUUAUUUAUGUUAGCACGUAGUGGACUUUUUAAUUUUUUAAUAAAUAAAUACUUUUUAAAUUUGUACACAUCCUAAUAUGGUAAAUAUGGAUAGAUGUCAACUCCAUAAACAAAAGCUCUUUGGCGCCCAGAUCCCCAAUAAAAUUAAGAAUAUAAGGAGAUCUGGAGAGCAAAAGUUUCAGAAUUACAAGAUUAUACAAAGGAUCAGAAUGUUCUGUUACUAAGUAUAUAUUCUUUUUUUUUUUAAAAUAUUUUUGCAACUUUAUUUUACAUUUCAAACACCUGAUACUGGACUUAAUGUUACCUUUUAGUGAUACCUGAACUGCAGUGUUGAUCCUUGAAACAAAAUCCAAAUGCUUAAACUGAUCAAUGGCCACAGCUUUUCAGACUAUUGGUUAAAGAAAGCAUUCCUACUCCAUAGUGAUAAGUGGCAUCAGUAACAGGUCUCCCUCCUGGCAGCAUUGGCAUCAUGAUGACAGGAUAAACAAAAUACCACUUUCUUCAAGAAGCAUUCUCUUAGGUUUGUUUGGUUAGUUUGGUUUGAAUUUGUUUGUUUGGGUUUUACAAUUUUAAAAACCCUUUUGCUAUGCCACCUGGUUUUAUAAACUGAGUUUCUUAAUAUGUUUUAUAAUUGAAGGGGCUUGUCUGGAAUAAAUAUAUUUUUAUGCUUUUGCCUUUCUUACCUGACAGAUACUACAUUCACCUUUGAUCAUUUUUAAUAAAGAUUUAGUUUUUCAGAUA